Molecule: messenger RNA, 590 nt
Organism: Ipomoea nil (Japanese morning glory)
Lineage: Eukaryota; Viridiplantae; Streptophyta; Magnoliopsida; Solanales; Convolvulaceae
Exons: 3
Coding region: 63-431 (122 amino acids)
Source: RefSeq, a predicted model, not a curated record
AGGCUCAAAUUCAAAAUGCUUAACCGCAGCACUCCGUUUUCUUCCUUCUCCGAAUCUCCGCCAUGACGCCAUCCCCUUCUACAGCUCGCUCUCCGCCCUCGUCUCGAAGUAUGCAGACAAGGGAACUGAUGAUGCAGGGUUGGAUUACUAUCAUGAAUUUAAAAGAAGCGCAUAUCACUAAUCUUUUAGCCUCAAAGGAGAAGUUACAUAAAGCAGUAGGUAAGAGCAUGGAUUUCAUUGCACAAGCUCAAGACUCCCUCCAGCAUAUCAGUCAGGAGCUGGAGAAGAUGAACAUAGAGACGGACUCCCAAUCUGAACCCGAAUCCCAGCUCAUGUGCGGUAAUAUUCAGUACCACGCUGCAAUAGUAUUGGAGGCCCUCUCCAAUGCUCAGGCUUCCCUCGAGCAACCCAAGGCUGAGGAUGCAGAUUAAAAUCUGCCUUUAUUUUUCUUUUUCCAGCGCUCUAAAUUUAUAUUCCUGAAGUUAUCAAACAAAGUGUUUUCCAUUGGGAAUGAGCCUUUUGUUGCCAAUACAAUGAUCUGUUUUUUCACAUUUUUUGUAAUGAAUUAGGUUUCACAUUUUUUCACAUUU